AUGGCCCAGCCAGUUGCAUGGAUGGCUGUUUUGGAUGCCUGGGCAACCCUUGGGUUGAAUGAGUGGCUUGAGGUGAUAGUGGCUGACUUUUACUUAUCCCACAUGUGGUAUGGGCUACUUGGCAAAUCACACAUGAGAUAUAUUGGUCUGCAUGUAGCAAGAGUAUCUGCAAAUGACAUAGAGGAUGAAGAAGUAGAGAAUUUCUGGAGGAACAAUCUUUUGCCUCACAAGGGCAUAUGUCCUGUUCUCCCCGUCAGAUUCGUAGUCCAUCAUUCCCAACAUUUCUUCACAGUCAUCUUUGACUACCAGCAACACAAAGUGCAUGUCCUUGGUUGCUAUAUUACUGCCGAUGACAAUGCAAUGGAUAUCAAUGGCAUGGAUCCAGACAACUGGAAUGAGUGGAAUGGACUGGAAUAUUGGAGGAGAAUUGGAGUGCUUCAUGGCUGGAAGACAGGGGAUGUCACCGAUGUAUCUGUGAUAUUUGUGGAUUGGGAGCAGAAUGGAGUGGACUGUGGUCCAAUCGCUUGCUCUGUGCUCAAGCAAUGUCUCAACUCUGGAUUAGAUGAGCAUGGUGACUUGCCAGUGUUUCAAAUUCAGUGUGGCCACAGACUGAGGAUUCACAUGCUGUGUGUAAUCACUGGGCGUAUCAAGAUUUGCUGUAGUGACUACCUGAUGCUUCUAGACAGCUCACUGGAUGAUUGGCAACAGGAUGAUAUACCAGAUGAAGAUAUCAUCAAUGCAAUUCAAAAUGGGUGUCAUCAAUCUAAAUGCCUAAAACUCCUGCAGAAAUUGACUGUAGUGAGUGCAACCUGCUCCAAAUGUCAACGUCCAAUGGUUCAUCAGGAUAGUGAUAACCCCCCGCAUGAUCCAUGGAAUGAAGAUCAAUCCCCAGGUGAUCAAGACAGUUGUGAAGCUGAAAGGAGUGAUGAUGAGGAGUCCCUGGGCAUGGCUCUGCCUGCAGACAGAAAGGUGAAGCUUGCAAAGAUUUUUAAAGCGAGCAGGCUACUGACCGGAUCUCGAAAUUGCAAUGCCAUAGUCCCCUGUGCCAUCGGAACACACCUUCAACUGGAGCUGGAUGCACUGCCUGAUAUUGAGGCUACCAAUGACUCACAAUGCUCUGUAUCUGCUUUAGCAUCUCACAGGAAGGUAAAAGACUGGCAUCUCAGGAGCAACAAACAAUUUCCACGUCCCAUUGCACCACCUGCCCUUGCUGCAUAUGCAGGUAGGAGGUGGCUCCAGGACAGUCACACAUUUGAUGAUUAUGAUGGUGGACCAACAAUCAAAAUGUUAAUUGCUCCAAGAGAUAUAAUCCAGCAAUGA
Molecule: messenger RNA, 1320 nt
Organism: Suillus subaureus
Lineage: Eukaryota; Fungi; Basidiomycota; Agaricomycetes; Boletales; Suillaceae
Exons: 1
Coding region: 1-1320 (439 amino acids)
Source: RefSeq, a predicted model, not a curated record